Messenger RNA from Marchantia polymorpha subsp. ruderalis, 2664 nucleotides. NCBI's taxonomy places the organism in Eukaryota, Viridiplantae, Streptophyta, Marchantiopsida, Marchantiales, Marchantiaceae. The record is from the annotation of a GenBank genome assembly.
GAGAAGGCAGGUGGUAGCGGAAGUGUUGAGAUCUGGGUCGCGUAUAUGCAACCAAGCUUCUGCUACUGCUUGCAGCUCGGCGAAGGUCGCACAAUUUGGAAUGAGCCAGAUUGGGGCUCUCGCUGCUGGUGUAGGCUUGUCCGCAUCCUUCUCCGCGUCGCGCUUUGCAUUUUCUGCUGCCAAUGAUUCUUUCGCCAUGGUGUCACGGCACAAAGCUGGCACUUCUGGCGAUGUAGAUGUGAGGGCAUCCGGCAGCACCACAGUAGGAGCCUGGUUCAAUGUGCCGGAGCUUGCUGUACGAGAUAUCUACUUCGUUGUACCGUUGGAUUACUCUUCUCCACAUAGUUCCUCUAUCACCAUAUUUGUUCGCGAAGUUGUUGCAGCUGGGAAGGAAGAACAUCAUCUACCGUAUUUGCUGUACCUUCAAGGAGGACCAGGGUUUGAGUGUGCAAGACCUGCGGACGCUAAUGGAUGGAUGAAAAAAGCCUGCGAAGAGUACCGUGUCAUUCUUCUCGAUCAGAUAAUAUCGUAAGAGAUGCAGAAUAUGUCAGGAGUCGUCUCUUACCUCCUGGAGAACGUUGGAAUAUUUUGGGACAGAGUUUUGGUGGCUUUUGCGCAGUUACCUAUCUCAGCCUUGCUCCCGCGGGGUUGCGCUAUGUGCUGCUCACAGGUGGCCUUCCACCCCUUGGUGAUGGCUGCACAGCUGACACGGUUUACCGUGAGUGUUACAAGCGAGUAGCUCUACAAAAUGCAAAAUUUUACUCACGUUUCCCUCAAGAUGAAGAGGUUGUCCGCUCGAUCGUGCGUCAUUUGGCUGAAGAAGGAGGGGUUGCAAUGCCCUCUGGUGGGAUAUUGACGCCUCGGGUCCUGCAGCUGCUAGGUCUUUCUGGGUUGGGUUCCGCAGGUGGUUUCGAGCGGCUACACUACCUGUUGGAGAGGGCAUGGGAUCCAUUAUUGGUGCCAGAUGCAAGUGUCAGACUUAGUCAUACCUUUCUGCGCAUGGUAGAAAUUUGGCUACUGGACUUUGACACGAAUCCACUAUACGCUCUUCUACAUGAGAGUAUAUAUUGCCAGGGAGCAGCGUCAAACUGGGCAGCGCAGCGUGUUCGCGAGGAGUUGGGAGAUCAGUUCGAUGCUGUGAAGGCUGCGACUAAUGGUCAGAAGGUGCUCUUCACAGGGGAGAUGAUCUUUCCCUGGAUGUUUGAUGACCUGAAGACCCUGCAGCCUUUUAAGGAGGUUGCAGAGAUUCUGGCAAAGAAGGAAGACUGGCCCCCGUUGUAUGAUAUGACGACUCUGAGAAACAAUAAGGUACCUGUUGCCGCUGCCGUGUACUAUGAAGAUAUGUAUGUGAGCUUCAAACUUUCUGAAGCUUCUGCAGCGGAAAUAAAAGGAAUACGGAUGUGGGUAACAAAUGAGUACAUGCACUCUGGAAUCCGAGAAGAUGGGCCCCGUAUAUUAGACCAUCUAUUUGAUCUCCUUAAAGGGAAACUUCUGCUUCGGUAAAUCUGGUGAUAAAAUCCCCCAGGAAUAGAACCAUAUUCGACUGCGUCAUAACCUGCUUGAGUCCGGGUCGAGUAUCCCAUACCAUCAUUUCCUCGCAAACACAAACCUGAGUCUUCUGACGUCUUAUCACCAUAUUUGGUGGCGAGCUUGUCGAAAGGCCUCCAUUUGAUUAGUGCCUCACGCUUAGGAUUCAGCUCAUUGAAGUGUUUGUUUAGAUCUUCUUCAGUCUACCGAGCGAUUUGGGAGUGUCCCAGGCCGAUUUACGCCGGCCAAGGUGCUGAACGCGCAAUAUUCACAAGACAGGGACCUCACGAAAUUUUGUCAAGCCUUAACAGAAUAGAACAAAGUUGACUGUAUUUGCUUCGUCAUAGCUCGCCCACGUCGAAGUCAUGGUUUAUAUCAUACAAGUCGGGGCUCUCCCCUCUCGGCAGGAAUUGAAUGACGCUCGUCACUGCGUAUUUCAGCUCGGCUACGCAGUGGGGUUCGAACUCAUUUCUAGCUUGUCUUGAGUGAUGCAACGCGAUGACGAUCUGUGAACUCCCACGUGAAAGUUCCCACAGUAAAUAUUCUACCAAAUAUUGGCUCCCGCCCGCUCUGCAAGAGUUUCGCGUGAAGAAUCUACAAAUUGAAAUUCGAGCGCACGUCCGGCACCCUACGAAAAGGAGGGCAAGCUGUGGAGUCAAUGGGUCUUGUUCCGAUUCUCGCUGGACUGGCAUGAUUGAGGAAUCGAUUGCAGGGUAGAUGAGCAGAGCAGAGUCCUGGACCGAGGAUGACAACACCGUGAAGACGCAACUUGUAGUUCGCCUCCGUGUCUCAUAGGACACGUGAACACCGAUCGUACAAUGUGCGAGCCCUGAACUUUCGAACUCAUCAAGCUCUUCAGCUCAGAUGAAGACUAUGUAACAGCAGGACCGUGGUGGGGCAAUAGCACAGUGUUUCAGGUUGUAGUCGUGGCCGAGUUUUGCGACAAGUUUUACAAAACCAUAUUUACUCGAACAAAAAGCAUGUGAAUGCUUGUAGAUCAUGUGGCUCAGUCUGCUUAGAUACGUUUCGUAACAUGAGAACAAGAGGAUCAGCUCACUCGUGUUUUCGAAAUGUUGUAAUGUGGCUGAUGUAAGGUUUCUGGACCACAUUUGUCCACAUCUCAGAAUAUCUGUUUAC